AUGUCCUCCUCCUCCCCCUCUUUACCCAAAGGGACAAUAACAGCAGCUACAACAUUCUCUCUAGUCUCUUUUCUGGCUUUACUCAUAGGUGUUCCUCUACUUAUUAAUGAUUUAAAUGAACUUGAAAAUUUAAUGGCACAUCAAAAACAAAUUUAUAUGGAUAUGAGAGAUAAUAUGUGGAAAGAAGUUAUGAAUCAGAAGGAAACUGUACGUAAACAACGUUCUGCUGAUUAUGAACAAAUACGAAUUCGUCGACAAUAUGAUUCUGCCGUAAAGGGAGGGUCGUCUCAAUCUAGCCAAUGCCCAGCAGGUCCUAAAGGUCCACCCGGAUUUAAAGGCCAGCCUGGAUUGGAUGGUGAACCUGGAGCCGCAGGUUUGCCCGGAGGCGGUGCUGGUGCAGGUGGUGCUGGUGCUGAAGGAGGGUAUGGACAAGCUGCACCAGUUGCCCAAACUUGUGGGAAAUGCCCAGCGGGCCCACCAGGCCUUCCUGGAUAUAAAGGCAAACGUGGACCUCGUGGAGAAAAGGGAGCAAGAGGAACGCCUGGGUCACCUGGACGAGAUGGCCAUCCUGGCGAUGAGGGACCCGAAGGAGAAAUUGGACUACAUGGAGAUAUUGGAGACUCGGGUCCUAAAGGUCCUCCUGGAGAAGAUGGAAUUGGCUACUCAAAAGGAGCACCCGGUCCAAAAGGCGAGCCUGGAGUGCCUGGAAUGGUUGGAGAUGAAGGACCUCCAGGAGAUAGAGGAGAUGAUGCACCGCCUGGUCCUCAAGGCGAAAUUGGACCAGCAGGAUCGCCUGGUGAGGGAGGCAAAGAUGGGCAUCCUGGAACAAACGGAAAUGGAGGGUCGCCAGGUGCUGAUGCUGAAUAUUGCCCUUGUCCUGCACGUUCAAACGGUCAAAGUCCGGGAAAGGGGCAAUAUGACACCCAACCAGCUCCACAAAGCGCAGGAGCAACCGUUGCCGCUCCAGCUCAGUCCCCGGCACAAACUGUAUCUUCUUAUUCAAACACGCGUCGCCUCGCGACAUAUAGCAAACUUGCUCAUGCUGCUGCUUUGCGCCGAAGACAUCUUCAAUGA
Molecule: messenger RNA, 1074 nt
Organism: Meloidogyne enterolobii
Lineage: Eukaryota; Metazoa; Nematoda; Chromadorea; Rhabditida; Meloidogynidae
Source: the annotation of a GenBank genome assembly